AUGGUCGGUCAUGCAGAUAGUAUUUAUUGCCUCCAAUUUGACACUCAGAAAAUCGUCACUGGCAGCCGUGAUCGGACCAUUAAGUUUUGGGAUGUCGAAACAGGACAAUGCUUGCAUACAUUAACCGGUCAUCGGGCUAGUGUUCUGUGUCUCCAAUAUGACGACGACAUCCUUGUUAGCGGUUCGUCCGAUCGCACCAUCAUCGUAUGGGAUAUGCACACCCACGAAAUUAUCCACACUAUGCACGGUCAUGCAUCUGGCGUUCUCGAUGUCGGGUUUGACGACAAACAUAUCGCCAGUUGUUCAAAAGAUGCGACUAUUCGGCUGUGGGCACGAGACGAUGGUCGACUGUUACGAACGUUGGAAGGGCAUCGUGGCCCAGUGAAUGCGAUACAACUGAAAGGAAAUCGACUGGUCUCGGCAUCUGGCGAUGCCGUCAUCAAAAUGUGGGACGUCGAAACGGGCGAAUGUCUUCGCGAUUUCAUAGGUCACACCCAUGGUUUGGCAUGCAUUCGAUACGAUGGCAAGCGUAUUGUGAGCGGCAGCAACGAUCAUAAAGUUAAAGUGUGGGAUGCAGAUACAGGGGAAUGCAUUCUCGUCUGUGAAGGUCAUACGGGAUUAGUACGAGCUCUGCACUUUGACGACAAAAAGAUUGUUAGCGGAAGUUACGAUCAAAGCAUUCGCGUGUGGGAUAUUGAAACCGGCGCAUGUUUACUCAACUAUCAAUCAUGUCAUUCCAGCUGGGUGUUUGAUGUCUCAUUUGACGAGACAAAAAUCAUCAGUGCGAGCCAAGACCGAAAAAUCAUCAUCAUGAACUUUGCAUAUAACAUUGACUCUACACAUAUCAUUUGA
Molecule: messenger RNA, 852 nt
Organism: Radiomyces spectabilis
Lineage: Eukaryota; Fungi; Mucoromycota; Mucoromycetes; Mucorales; Radiomycetaceae
Product: WD40-repeat-containing domain protein
Exons: 4
Coding region: 1-852 (283 amino acids)
Molecular function (GO): protein binding
Source: RefSeq, a predicted model, not a curated record